Messenger RNA from Aquila chrysaetos chrysaetos, 5435 nucleotides. RefSeq names its product SEC31 homolog B, COPII coat complex component (gene SEC31B). The coding region runs from base 135 to 3794 and encodes 1219 amino acids. The record is from RefSeq and is a predicted model, not a curated record. Gene Ontology annotation, cellular component: COPII vesicle coat; endoplasmic reticulum exit site. Gene Ontology annotation, molecular function: structural molecule activity; protein binding. The transcript has 28 exons. Gene Ontology annotation, biological process: endoplasmic reticulum organization; COPII-coated vesicle cargo loading; intracellular protein transport. NCBI's taxonomy places the organism in Eukaryota, Metazoa, Chordata, Aves, Accipitriformes, Accipitridae.
GGGCUCGGCUGCGGGAGCCGCUCGGGCUUGGGUCGGCGGCGCGGCGGGGACGGCCAGCGAGCCGACCUUCCCUCUUUUUGGCUAUCACACGGUGUAACGCCGUUGUGCGGAGCAAGCUGGCUAGAGCCUAGAAAAUGAAGCUAAAGGAAAUUGAGCGAACAGCAGUCCAGGCGUGGAGUCCAGCAAACCACCACCCCAUUUAUCUAGCAACAGGAACAUCUGCCCAACAACUGGAUGCAUCCUUCAGUACAAAUGCCACCUUGGAAAUAUUCGAGGUUGACUUCAGGGAUCCCUCCCUGGAUAUGAAGCAGAAAGGAACGCUUCCUGCCUCAAACAGGUUUCAUAAGCUGAUCUGGGGUAACUUUGGAAAUGGGUCCCCAGAGUCCUCCGGAGUGAUCAUUGGUGGAGGGGAUAAUGGUAUACUCACAAUGUACAGUGUGCACCACAUCUUGGCUUCAAAGAGUGAGCCUGUAAUUGGGCAGACAGAGAAGCAUUCAGGUCCUGUUCGAGCUCUUGACUUCAACCCUUUCCAGAGUAACCUCUUGGCUUCUGGAGCCAACGAUUCUGAAAUUUUCAUCUGGGACUUGAAUAACUUCAGUGUGCCUAUGACUCCAGGGGCUAAAUCACAGCCUCAUGAAGAUGUCAGUGUGGUGUCCUGGAAUCGGCAGGUGCAGCAUAUCCUGUCCUCCGCUCACCCCAGUGGCAAGGCUGUGGUUUGGGACCUCAGGAAGAAUGAGCCUAUCAUCAAAGUCAGUGACCACAGCAACAGAAUGCAUUGCUCAGGAAUGGCCUGGCAUCCAGAAGUUGCAACCCAGCUAGUCCUUUCCUCCGAGGAUGACCGCUUGCCAGUGAUACAAAUAUGGGACUUACGUUUUGCUACCUCUCCUUUGAGCCAGCUGGAAGGGCACACGAGGGGAGUUCUCUCCAUCUCUUGGUGCCAGGCUGACCCUGAACUGCUGUUGAGUAGCGCCAAAGACAACCGGAUCUUGUGCUGGAACCCAAGUAUGGGGGAGGUGGUUUACGAGUUGCCCAUUCGGAGUCAGUGGUGCUUUGACAUCCAGUGGUGUCCUAGGAAUCCUUCAGUCUUCUCUGCUGCCACUUUCGAUGGGUGGAUCAACAUUUAUUCUGUUAUGGGUGGGAACUUAGAAGCUCAGCAGAGGACGCAGGCUGACAAGAUCUCUUCAUCCUUCAACAACCUGGAUCCCUUUGGCACAGGACAGAUCCUUCCUCCUCUGCAGGUGCCAGAGCAAGUAGCUCAGACCACCUUGAUUCCACCAUUAAAAAAGCCACCCAAGUGGAUUCGCAGACCUGUGGGGGUUUCAUUUGCAUUUGGAGGAAAACUUAUUUCCUUUGGUCUUGCCAAAGCUCCUGGACAGCAAAUGCAGCAGACAUACUCACACCAAGUAUUCAUCAGUCAAGUCACUACUGAAACUGAAUUCCUGCUCCGAUCUAGAGAACUGCAGAUGGCCUUGCAGUCAGGGAACCUCCUUGAUUACUGCCAGGGCAAGAUCCAGACAGCCAAGUUGCCAUUCGAUGAGAACCUUUGGAACUUUUUGAAGGUGAACCUGGAGCAGGAGUCCAGGACUAAACUCCUCAAGCUGCUGGGCUACAGUAAAGAGGAUCUGCAAAAAAAGAUCACCUCAUGUUUGAGUAAUGGGAUCUCAGAUAAACAGCCCCUUCCUGAGGCAGAUGAGACAAAUGCUGCACAGCCAGAUCAGCUUUUGAUAAAUUCCAGUGAUGAUGUAGCUGCUAUUUCCUCCUCUUCAGCCUUUUUCGACAACCUCAUCCCACAGAAUAUGAGCACGUUGGAGAUUCCUGUCACAGAAGAUACGGAUGGACUCAUCAGCCAAGCCCUUUUGUUGGGGAAUUUUGAGGGUGCAGUGGAGCUGUGCAUGCGGGCAGAGCGCUUUGCUGAUGCCAUCAUCUUAGCUAUAGCUGGUGGGGAGAACCUCCUAAAGGAGACCCAGAAGCGCUACUUUGCCAAGCGUAAGACAAAACUCUCCCUGCUGCUUUCCUCCAUUGUGCAACAGAACUGGCAAGAUAUUGUUUGCACUUGUGAUCUACAGAGCUGGAAGGAGGCACUGGCCAUCUUGUUAACAUACUCAAAGCAUGAGGACUAUACCCAGCUCUGUGAUAUGCUGGGUGCCCGCCUAGAGUCAGAGGGAGAUGCAGCGCUGUCCAAUGAUGCCUGCCUCUGCUAUAUCUCAUCAGGCAAUGUGGAGAGGUUGGUGGAAUGCUGGGUAAAAAACCAUGAGACUUCAUCACCCCUUGCCCUGCAGGAUCUCAUAGAGAAGGUGAUGGUGCUGAGCAGGUCCAUUGAGAUGCUCCGAGGCACAGCAGGACAAGCACCAGGCCCUGUCUUGGCAGAACGAAUCACCCAAUAUGCCAGUCUCCUGGCAUCACAAGGAUGCUUGGCAGCUGCAAUGAAUUACCUACCCAGCAGCUCUAAAGAGCUCCUGAUCGAACAGCUCCGAGACCGGCUUUUCCAUGCUCAAGGAGAGAAUGUGGGUGAUGAGCAGCCACCCCCUUUUCCCUACACUCGUGUCAAUGUAGGUGUCAUUAAACACACAUCUCCAGCAGCCAAGGGUGGUUCUGCCCCUGAAGGAGCAGUCCACAAAACAGGUCCCAGACAUCCGGAGAAGCCCAACUAUCAGUCAUCAUUUGCUCCUUCAGCACCUUCUCAGCCUUCAGUGCCUUCCCUCUUCACACCUCAGCCAGUGCCAGCAAUGUCUAUGACACCUCACCACAUUGCCCCUCCCCAGGCCAGCACAGGUCCACAAGCAAGUGUCUAUUCCAGAGGGCCACCAUACCCACAGUACAACUUGGGCUUGGUUCCAGCAACAGUUUCAGGGCCAGCUGUGUCACAGUCUCAGCCAUUUGGACCAGUGGGAGUCAGACCUGUUGGUCCUGCUCCCUUCCCCAGCCAGCCUUCUCUGCCAGGACAGUCCAUGCCCAUGACAUCUCCUGGUGUUCCACCACCUGGACCUACCCUGUUCACUCCAGCCUCAGUCCCAUCAUCUCAGCUUCCUGCAGCUUGUCCUCUCCCUGUGGCAAGCCAGUCUCCUCUAGGUUUCUCUUCAACACCUUUCAACUGCCCCAUGAACAUGGGUUACCCUCAGGGAGGUCCUGGAGCUCCAUCUACUAAGCCUCUGCCAGCAGCCAGUGUUCCUCCUCCUCCCACAGGUUUCUUCCCUUGGCUAGAUCCCCACAUGGAUCAUGCAGCUCAGGAAUCUUGGACUGAUGCCUCUGCUGUAAGAGGAGGCCUUCAAAAAAAAAAGUUGCCUGAGAAAUUUACUCCUCCAGCCCCCAUCACAGCUCCAGUAAUGAGCCUGCCCACUGAGCCCCAAGGGAUCCAUCCUCAGCUGUCCAGGUUGCAAGAAUCUGGGCAGUCACCCCCAGGAGCACCCAAGGAAGGCAGCCUGCAGUAUCACCAGCUACCCGUGGAGAGGGUUGAGAGGAAGGAGGUGCCCCCUGAGCACCAGGCUCUGAAGGUCACAUUUGAAGGGUUGGUGCAACGCUGCUCUGCUGUCGCCACUGAUCCAAAAACCCGAAGGAAGCUGGAGGAUGCAUUGCAGCGGCUGGAGUGUUUGUACGAGAAGCUCCGCGAGCAGGCGCUCUCUCCAGCCAUCCUCAUGGGUCUUCAUGAAAUUGCCCGCUGCAUUGAGGGUAGGAACUACCAACAGGGUCUCCUGGUUCACACCCAAGUGGUGAGCAGCAGCAGUUUCAGUGAGGUGUCUGGUUUCAUGCCCAUCCUGAAAGUCCUCAUGACCAUUGCUGGCAAGCUGAAUGUGUAAAAUGUGGAGCAGCUGGAACAGUGCACACUGAGAGCUGAUGGACUCCCUCACCUGUUGAUGUGCUGCAGGUUGUGGACUCUCCUUCCGACUCUGGAGAAAUAAAUCUGUGCCAGUGCCUGGAACUGUGCUGGGCCAGCACGCCUGGCCCCAUCCACUCUCCAGACAGCCCACUGGUGCCUGGGACUCCUGGAGACUGUUCUUUCUCUCUCUUCUUUCUUACUAGUCUGAGGCUGCUUCCCAGCCCAGGGAUGUCAAUUUCAGGCUGUCCACGUUGCACAGAGAUCCUCCCUCUUCCCUGUAUCCCCAGCACAAAGGGGAAACUCCUUCCAUCCCAGGCUGACUUUGCUUUUUUUCUUUUUGCAGUGUAAACUGCCUGAGUGAUAGCUGGGCUCCCUUGGGACCUAAGCUGGGGUGUCCCUGCUGUAUUGGGCUGCAGUGAGGAUCUCUCCUCUGGUUCUUCCUUUCUUUUCACUCUCAUCCUUGACUCACUCUCUCACCCCUCUGUACCCAUAUCCUGCUACAACUAGGGCUAACUACCAGCCUGCUCUGGGCUAGCUUUGUUUCUCUAUCUCUUCACCCAGCCCUCUCUUUUCAUAGUUGAGUCUCCUUUUUACCCUCUAUCCCCCCUCCUUUAUAUCUUUUCCCCCAUAAGCUGCAGGCUUGAGCCCUUUAUGUUUCAGGCCCAGGGCUGAUUCCCCUUUCCAGCUCCUGGGACUUUCCCAUUCAGGAAUGCUAGCAGGUUGCACUGCUCUGCGUGCUCUUCCCCAGAGCUGGUCGCAUCCUGGUUUUGGGCUAAAAGCCACCUUCUCUGGCUUCUGGCCUUUUUCACUUUCUUUGUGUUAGCAGUUGGCCUUUUGCCCACUGGUGUUACCUAAAGGCUUCCUACAUUGGGCUUUUCAGACAGUUUAAGAGCAGCAGGGAUUGUUCAGGUCCCAUAAAGAAUCCUCUUGAGCUACUCUGACCAGCCCAGACUUGAGCAGGGGGAGACAGCUGAUUGCUCCAAGUGUGGUGCAUUCAUUCUGCCUACAGUAACAGAUGUGUGCAAAGGUGAUUCUCAAAGGCCCCUUGGCACUAUGGUGGUAGGAAUAUGCUGGAGGAGGUGAUGCUGUCAGGUCUCGAGGAUAUGGCUGUGCUGAAGCUUUUCAUCACUGUGGCAUUUCCUCUGCGGUAAAAUAGAUGAAUGAAGCGUAUCUGUCCUGGGGAAGAAGUCUGGCAAGACAGAUGAGAUUUUAGGGCAUAUCUGUGUGUGUGUGUGUGUGUGUGUGUGUGUGUCCCACUCUCUUCCUCCCUCCUUGCCUUCCUCUCUUGCCCUUUUUCAUGCUAACCAGGCAGCGUAAUCAUUGGGCCCUAGCUGGGAGCAAGGCUUCUUCCCAACAUUUGGCUGCAGCCAGCCCCUGCUUCUUCUGCUUGCUGCUUGAGUGAUAGUGCCAUUGUGGGCCUGUGGUUCAGUGACUUACACAGUGACUUGCUCUACCAUGAGACUUAGGAGGGAGGAGAACCAGAGAAGGGAGGCAGAGGACACGUCUCAUUCUCUCCUUUCCAGGUCAAAGUGCCUCCUUGUUGCUGCUGUGUUGUUUCUAUUGCUGCGGUUUGAUGCACUGACUGAUUACAGAACAGUGAAAUAAAAGCUGUGUUUUGUGA